Messenger RNA from Pocillopora meandrina, 7940 nucleotides. NCBI's taxonomy places the organism in Eukaryota, Metazoa, Cnidaria, Anthozoa, Scleractinia, Pocilloporidae. The record is from the annotation of a GenBank genome assembly.
AGAGCCACAGUUCACUUUGUCAGGAGUACAAUACAACUUAGCGGUUGACUGAUCUUGUGUUAGCUGAUAACAAUGGCCUCCAGGACUCCAGUUCGCUUAGACCCAGUAACAGGCAAAAAGAUUCCACCGCCUGUUUCGCCGAAGCCUGUCAGAAUGACAGCCACACGGUUAACGAAAGCGAAUGCCAGACCGCCACCACCAUCGCUUCAGUCUUCAGGUGGAAUGAAAAGCACUGAAGAAGAACUUGACGCACUAACUGAUCUUCUUGUGAAGAAUUUGGAGAAUACAGGCGAUCCAGACUUUUUCGGUAAGGCACUGCGCUGUGUUGCAUUGUUGAUGUUUACUUGUUCUUCUGUUUUGCAUCGCGUCUUGUGCGAGGGCUUCUUUUGCAGUUCUGUCUAGGCAUUGUUUGAGUUUUGGGUAAAUCUGUUUAUAAUACUUAACUCGUCUAGGCUUUUUCCUUGACUGGAUUUACAUGGUUAUGUUUUAUUAAUCCUGUGCAAUGAACAGACGCUGUUUACUUUUCGAUUUGAGUGUUGUAUCAAAGCACACAGUGGGUCAGAAAAUUGGUAACACUGACUUUCCUUUCCUUACAGCGGAUCAAACAUCGCUUGAUUCUUAAAGUUUCAGUUUUAGUCUCACUAAUGUAAGAGCACUUAACCAGCUUUAGAAAUGACGUCGCAAAUUUACUGUAAAGCCCGAUAUACUCUAAAUAGAUGAUCUUUCCUUAGACACGUAAUUUGCCAAAAAAUGGAAAGAAAAUUUUUUGUGCUGUCCAAUCGUAUUCUAGCUUAAAAGUAAAAAACAUAGCGUAGCUUAAAACUGUGUACCAGUUAAUGUUCCUUUAAAAAAAAUUAAAGCUGUUAUGCUGUUACUUUUACAGUAUUAGCGUGGAAUUAAGAAAUUGAAUGAAUAAUUUAUUGAUCCUUGGUUGCAGAAAACUGAAAUUGUUAAAAUCUUUCACAUUCCUUUCUUGGGUGUCACGGUGUCUAGGAACUUAUAGAAAUGUCCUGUUAAGAAUUGCUCCAGUGUGCUACUCAUCUACUGCUGUUGCAUCAUUCAGCUACCAAAUGUUCACCUUCGAAAGUUAACUCAGCUGACAAUCUCCAUAUUUGCAACAUAGUUAUGUCAGUUUUUCAUGUCAAUUGUCCUAGUUCACAACAUCUGUUAGGAUGGCAUUACUUCAAUAUUUAAAUUAGGUAGCUAGAUAUGAUAUGGGGAACAAAUUGUUUUUUUUUUUAAAGUGAACUCUCUAUGAAAAGGAAAUUCACCAUUUUCCAAGAUUUAGCUGACUUUUGAAUUAAAAACUUAACAUCUUGAAUAUCUCUGAUCAUUUCAAAUGGCCAGUGAUUAAUUACAGAACUGUUGCUAGUGGCUUCUCUUUUUACACAACAUGUCACACAAUUCCUUGAUUUUGCCCAACCAUUCAAGACAUAGACAAACAAGAAUUUCUACUUGCAUUGAGUAUAAUUUCUUUUUGAUAUUCAAAAGACAUUUAGAAUACGGUAGGUAUUCUGUCAAAAGUUUUGCAGGAAUACUUAUUUGUGCUCUGUUUACAGUAGCUUAGAGAGAAAAUAGUUACAACACCCAAAUAUUAGAUGAAAUGUUUUCUAGACCCACAGCAUCAAGGUAACAUUUUCCUUUUAACUCUCAAAAGUGGUAAACAUGUAACUUUUCCCCACAAUAACCACCAGAAUUAACAAUCAGAUCUAGGUUUUUAAGGGUCAAGUGAGGCUUUACCUAGAAUAUUAAGUGGGAGAAAACACACUUGUCAUUUAUUUGAAUUUGAAAGUGGACCAAAAUAAUCAAGAUAUCAUGUGUUUGUUUGUUUAUUUUUUUCAUAGGAAUGUGCAGUAAAUGUGGGCAGAAAGUCUCAGGAGAGGGGACGGGUUGUACUGCCAUGGAAAAAUUAUUCCACAUCAAGUGUUUCCUCUGUGACAAAUGUGGUGAGCAGAUUUCAGUAUUUAUUGGUAUUCCUGUGGUUCAGUUGAUCUUGAUGUCCAUUGAGCUGUUCAGGUUAGGGUGUAUCUGGUAUGAGACACUUUGACUGGUUUCCAUAACCUAACCUUUCAGGAACAGAUAAAAUAAGAGCAACCUGGAGGUUCUGAAGAUAUUAACAAGAUAAUAUAAAGUGGUCCUGCAUGUGUGUCAACAGACAUACACACAGGUCUUGGGGACAUUUCCCGUCCAGACGACCAGUCUCAGCACUCUUCCCAAGCAGAGUACCAAAAUCUGUUAUGGGCUCAAAGGAGCUUGGGGGAGAGCAUGUUUUUCAGGCUCUGAUUUGUGUCCCCUUUGAGUAUGUUCAGUUGCUCAGUGGCUCCUGUCCUUAUCAGCCUUAAAAUUUCCAAUGUGGAAGAUCCUUGCAGGCACAGUUUUAGAAGGAUCUCAAGGUUCUCAAAGGUUUUUCUUUGGGAAACUGAGGAGCCCAGCUCUUUUAAGCCUUCAGAAGAGUAUCUGGUAAUUUUUGACUGGUUUCCAAUUUUCCAGAUAAAAUAAGUUCUGAAAUAUUAACAAGAUAAUAUAAAGUGGUCCUGCAUGCAGAAUCUCAUGCUGUGGUCCCAAAGUGAAAUGGCCCCCAGAAUCAUGUUGUUAUGGCCCUUGUGUUAGUAUUAAGUCUGGCUGGAAAUUCAUACUAUGGUCUAUACUAUUUUACCUUUGAUAGGUUUCUGGUCAAGCAGGAUUUUUCUUCAGAGUUUUAUUUCCUGUUAUUUUCUCAUCCACUUAGCUGACUAUAGUUCAUACCUGUUUUCAUAGGAUGUCAGCUGACUGGCAAGGUGUUCUACAAAGUGGAAGAGGAAGUGUUUUGUGAGGCAGACUAUCUAGUGAGUGUUACUUUGGGAAAUAUUUUCUAAUUAAAUAUAUUGCUCAAACAGAGACAGGUAAACAUAUCAAGAUGUACAGACAGAAUGUUUGAAAUUUUGGCUAUUUAUGGCUUAAAACCUGACUUUCACCAGCUUUGUCUUUGUAUUUGCUUAGCUAUCUAGCAAAACUCAACUUUUCCUCAAGCUUCCAAACUGAAAACAACAUGGAAGGUAAACCUUCUAGAGAGGAAUAACACCAAUUUUGUAGGAGUGAUUUGAGAGAUUAAUGGUGUACAAUAAUCUACCAUAUAUUUGCACAAUAAAUCAAAAUUUAAAUUUAAAAUUUACCUUAAGCUGUUUAUUUACAGGAUACACUGGAGACCUGUUGGGCUUGUAACAAACGUAUCACAGAAAGGGUAAGGAACUCAUAACAUUUAUUAUAAAAUUUCAAUUGAAUUGAACUAGCCUUGUUUGAGUGAUCAAAAGAACAGGUAAAAUGCCAUCUUAUGAAGUUUGAUGCUCCAGAAGGUGUUUCACACCUGCUAAAAAAGAGAGAGAGAGAUUGAUUCACUGCACAGCAUCAUGUACUUACAGGGGACUAAUGCAUUAGGGUGCUGAUAGAAGCAUUCUAGUCUGGGUAGCAUUCAGUAAUAGCGGAGCUCGCAGAGCGUAGCCCCAUAAUUGUACAAAAUGGUAGUAGCAACCCAUGAAGCUGAAAAAAUUUGGACUUAUGACCAUACGGGUGUCCGUACAAGAUGCUAUGCAUGGUCAACUGUACGGUGGGCAUGUCAAUACCAUGGCUUUGUCCAGUAGUCCAGUGGUCAGUGUACUGGGCUCCAAGUCGGAUGACCUGGGUUCUGGUCCUGGCCAGGGCAAGGCGUUGUGCCCUUGAGACGUGCGGGAAAAAAAAAAUGCAAGCUCUGCUUUUGGGUGUGGCUAAAUCUAUAUAUUAUGUACAUUCAAAUCUGAAGGUACUGGUACAUCUUGACUAAUUAAUCCCAUGGUUCCUAAAACUUAUUAACAUGUAAUUUCUCAUUAUCAGCAAACUUAUUAGCUGAAGGGUGCUCUCUUAAAAAAAGGGAGAAAUUUUUUCAACUAUGAGUGAAAUUAUUAGUUAAAUUUUGAAAACUGAAGGUUGAAUCCCAAAAAUUAAAAUUUAACUUUAAAAGGGAACUGAGGCCCAAAGAAUUGUAAUUUUUUCACAUUCAUUUUUAGUUAGCUUUGGAGGAGCAAGAUAAAGUAUACAGAGUUAUUUUCAUUCACUUCUUGUAUUGUAUGAAAAAGUGUGAUUUUCAGUCUCUUUUGCAGGGGUAUGGGGGCAGGGGAAGGUGGGCAGGAUGAGGUGUGAGAGGGGUGGGGUAAGGGGCAGGGUGUAAUACCCUCUAUUCCACUCUUGGGUCAUUUCCUACAGAUCUAUUCAGUUUUAAGAUGUUUACUUUAUUUAUGGAGUGAAGUGCUAAUGCCGUUUUAUUUACAGUACCAAAUUCUGUUAUCAGAUUCUACGGGCCACUGGGAAAUGUUUUCAUCCAGACUGUUUUGUGUGUGAAGUUUGUAGUAAAAAACUUGAUGGAAUACAGUUCACAGUGGACAACUUUAAUAUAAUCCAUUGCAUUGAGGACUACUAUAGGUAUUUAUGUUAUGACAAGUUUUUGAUUGUAAUAAUGAUUACUAUUAGAAUUCUAAUUGUAAUGACAGUACUGAUAAUCAUGAUCAUCAUUACAUUUAUUGUACUUAUUCAAUAAAAGUUGGAAAAGAAAAACACCAAUCUGAUUUCAGUUAAUUUGAUUUUUUGGCUGAAAACUGGAACAUGAUUUUUAGCUUAUAAAACAAAAAUAUAAAGUAUAGGUAAAUUUACCAAAAUCUGACUAAAGAUUUGAAGGAUAAAUUUCUUCUACAAAGUUCUACAAAUAGGCUAGCAGUAUGUUAAUCAGUAAGUGUUUUUACCUUCCCCAGUUGUAACAUACCUAAAUAAUAUAAUGCAAUAAAAUAGAGAAAAUCAAAGUUUCCACUGGAAAUUUGUUAUUUCUUGAUGUGUCAAUAUUUUGACCGCCAAUAUUUCAGAAACUAAGUGUUUCAUUCUUUCUUAUUACAGGAAAUACUCUCCAAGAUGUGCAGCUUGCAACCACCUUAUAGUCCCUGAAGAGGUAAAUAAUUUUCUAUUUAGUAGUGCAUUUUAGCCAGCUACAUAAAAACCCUUGGAUGUCAAGACUAAAUAAUAUUAUUUAAGGAUUGUUCUCACUUUUUCUAAUGCAUUACCUUAAAAAUCUGGUAGUUCCUUUUUGCAUGUCAAUAAUUAAUGUGUGUAAAACAAAUGAAAAUCUGAUUAUCACAUUUUACAUUUCCCCCUCCAAAAAAUUUUUCUAACGUAAAAUAUGUUUCUCACAUCUUUGGUCAAAAUGAUAUACCGUUAACCAUGGUCAUUAUUACAUGUCACUUGAAAAGUGUGUAAUUUUGUGACCUCACUGCAUGUUUGCUGUUUCAUACUGCAACAUAAUAUCCAAAUGCACUGAGUAAUGACAAGUACAAAUUACAUGCAAUAUGAAUACAAAUAUCAUGCAAUAUUAAGGCAGUUGGUUAUUUUUCUCUGAAAAAAGACUUGUUGGCUGUGCAUGCUCUGCUUCUGUAUCUUCUUUGCUUUCCCACCUUCUCAAAAAGUGCCUAAAGUUUUUGUUUGUAUUUUGACCCACCUUACAGGCCCAUCAAAAUACCACACAACUUGCAAAACUAGUCAUCAAUAUUACACACUAGAAUAUGUAAUAAAACAUAUAUUCACCUGUAUUCUAUUUUACACUCAAAUUAAUGUUGUUCAAUGUUCUUUCAGGGUCAAGAAGAAACUGUUCGUAUUGUCUCAAUGAAUAAGGAUUUUCAUGUCAAGUGCUAUGUUUGUGAGGUUAGAUAUACAAAACCUUUUUAAUUAUUGAAUUGGAGACCUUAAGUAAGUCUAUUUUUAAAGACUCACAAGAAUUUUGUGACUUUUAACUCUUCAAAUAUCACAAGUGAUACUUAAAAGUUCUUUCACAAAUUGAAUAGUUUACAUAAUCUUGCAAAGAGAAUAAUUUUUUGCAAAGUUGUCAGCUGGAGGUUCAUACCAAAUUAUCCUGACAAACUAGUAGGGAAAUGUUAAGCAGCCAGAAGGGGGAAUUACCAUAAAGAUUAUGGGAGUUAAAUGGUUCAAGAAGCCCCAUCACAGUAUCUUUAGUUCCUAUAAUUUAACCCUUUAACUCCCAUGAGUGACUAAGACAGAAUUUCUCCUUACAAUAUCAAUACAAUAUCAAUCAGAUAAGUGAUGAGAAUAAAAAAAUAUCAAUUUGGGGUUAAUAAGUUGAUCCGAUACUAAAUUCUCUGAACUAACAUUAUAAGAAUUGUAUGGUUAACAGUUAAAAGAAUUACAAAUUUGAUCAGGGAGUUAAAGGGUUAAGGUCAUCAAAAAUUGUUAUUAAUCAGAUGAAAACCUUUAACCCCUUGACCCCUGAGACUGAUUAGCCUCUAAUAUCUCCUUAGCAUAAAAAUGAAGGCUUUAUUCUUCAGAGUGCAGAAACUGUUUCACACUGUCUUAAAAAUUAUUGUGUAUUAUUAUACCUCACAGUUAGUAUACAUGUACGCUAUUAAGCUUGCUGUAUUUGACUGUACGGCCAACUGAAGUCAAAAGUUUGUGAAUUGAAAUCUUUUUCCUCUAUUUGAACCCAAAGAUAUAAUGAACAUCCUGCUAACCUCGUUUUCUCUGUUUGUACUGUAAGUUACAGAAACUCAUUUCUUUCUGCUCUGAUUUAAUAGCUUGCACACUUCAUGCAUAGGUCAUAAAUUUGACCAGAAAAUAUUUGGUCUAUAACUUAUAGUGUGGACCGCUAACUUGGCUAAUAAGAGGUAUUUAGACACCUGCCAUCAUAAACACAUUUAUAGAUACUUUCCCACAUUAGUUACCAUCUAGUUUUUGGUUGUUUUAGGACUGCAGUGCCCCUUUAUCAGCAGAGAAGGGUGGCUCUGGCUGUUAUCCUUUGGACAAUCACCUUCUAUGUCAAGACUGCAACGCAAUCCGUGUUCAGAAGAUGACAGCUGAACUAGAUUCUAGGCCAGCACGGCCUUUGACAACUGAACUAUGAGACCUGUGUGGUUACUAACAAGUAGAAGCUGACUUUGUGAAUGAGGACAAUGUAUUAUCAAUGGUUAUGCUAUUAUAAUUAACUACUUCAUUGUUAACUGGGAAUAGUUUUCAGAAAUUCAUUGUGUCUGCAGUGUCAAGGAACACAGUCUCUGACUUUGAAAUUCAGCACCAGCUUGAUUGUCAUGGAAGAAGUUUCCUUAACUUGUUUGGACUGUUUUUAGAAAUUAGUAUAAGUGAUUUGUUUUCUAAAAGGUUGUAUAGAAAAGUCUUGUCUCAGGGUAAGAAUAAAGCAUUAGUCAGUUGUAAAGGGACUGGACUUUCCUUCUUCUGAUGAAACUUCUUCACCAUGUGAGCUGAUAAAGUGAUUACCCGUCCCGCUGGUUGGGGCUGAACAUUGGUGCAAAUGUUUCUGAAGAAGAAAAAGAGCCUCCUGUUCCUUUACUAAAGCAAUAAAGCACUUGAGAUUUUCAUAGGUUUAUUAUGGUUAAAGCAAGUUUGCAGCAGUACACAAAAUUCCUGUUUGGUUGCUACCUGAACAGAAUAUCUGUUAGAUGCUUUCAAUUGUACAAUAAUUUUAAAGUUUUCACAGAUUAUAACUAUCACCAGCUGGGAGUUUAUGGCUUGACAUAGAAUGGCAGAGUAUAAAAAUAGCAAUGAAUAAAUCAAUCAUUGUUCAGAAAUUAUGGAAGUUUGUAAUGCCAUGGUUGACUGUUGUUCAGAGAAAAAGGUUUUGAUAGAAUAUGAAACAAUUUUUUUGGUGAUUUAGUUUGUUUGUUGGUUUUCUUUUUGUGGUAUAUUAUAACAAAGGGUGUAUUGAUUUAACCCUUUAACUCCCAUGUGUGACCAAGGCCAAGGCAGACCAUUGCAUAACAUUAUCACAAAAAUAUCAAGCUGACAAGAGAUGAGAAUAAAAGAAAGUAUCAAUUAGGGGAUAACUGGUUGAUCCAAUACAAAAUUCUCUGCUCUAACACCAUAAGAAUUGUAUGGCAGAUGGCAAGGAGAAUUACUUGAGAGAACUUGGGUGUGAGAGGGUU